GUUGUGUCGUCUGCUUUGACUAAAUAAAGCGUUCGAUAGAUAGAUUUUUAGUGACGCAGACGAUAAUCGUAAACAGCAGACGACAACACGGGAGUAAUCACAUCUGGUGAAAAUAGGAUGUAAAUUACAGUAAAAAACCACCACGGAUUAGCGAACAGUAGUGUUUUAUUUGAAUCUUUAAAUACAUGUUAAUACGAACUAUCUAGAGUUUAUAUAUAUACGAAAUAUCUAGAGUUUAACAUAGCGAUUUUACUAGGAAGUUUGCGAUAUGUCUAAAAAGAAAGAUUCGGACAUCCUGUCCAAGUACUCAGCUGGACAAAUACGAGAGCUAAGGGAAGCGUUCAAAUUGUUCGACAAAGAUGGCGACGGUUCGAUCACCGCGGAAGAGCUUGGAACCGUCAUGCGGAACCUUGGACAAUUUCCGUCCAUGGACGAGUUGAAUAUGAUGCUGAAAGAGAUCGACAUUGAUGGUGAUGGAACGUUUAGUUUUGAAGAGUUUGUACAGUAG
This is a messenger RNA of Ruditapes philippinarum (Manila clam), 508 nucleotides long. RefSeq lists its product as uncharacterized. Bases 269 to 508 code for a protein of 79 amino acids. The record is from RefSeq and is a predicted model, not a curated record. The transcript is spliced from 4 exons. Gene Ontology annotation, molecular function: calcium ion binding; enzyme regulator activity. NCBI's taxonomy places the organism in Eukaryota, Metazoa, Mollusca, Bivalvia, Venerida, Veneridae.